This is a messenger RNA of Balearica regulorum gibbericeps (East African grey crowned-crane), 702 nucleotides long. The record is from RefSeq and is a predicted model, not a curated record. NCBI's taxonomy places the organism in Eukaryota, Metazoa, Chordata, Aves, Gruiformes, Gruidae.
AUGAGCGCAGCCUUGCAGAUGAUGGCAUUCGGUCUUGCUCUUCUCUCAACCCUCUUCCUGCUCCUUGCAACAUGCACCGACUGCUGGAUGGUGAACGCUGAUGACAGCGUGGAGGUAAGUCACAAAUGCCGGGGGCUUUGGAGGGAGUGUGUCACCAACAUGCAGGAUGGGGUCAGGACCUGUGACCAGUAUGACUCCAUUUUGGCUGACCAUCCAGUGAAGAUUGUGGUGACACGGACCCUGCUGAUCACAGCGGACCUCCUGGCUGGCCUGGCUUUGGCUACGUUGCUCCUUGGGCUUGACUGCAUCAAGUUGCUCAAGGAAGAGCCUCACGUCAAACUGAAGAUGUGCUACGGGGCUGGUGUCAUCCUCAGCAUUGGGAGUAUCCUGGGUCUUGUGGGCUCCAUGUGGUACGCAGUGGAUGUCUACAUGGAGAGGGCCAUGCUGGUGUCGCACAAUAUAUUCCUGGGAGUCCACUACGACUUCGGGUGGUCGUGCUGGCUGGGGAUGGCUGGCUCGACGGGCUGCUUCGUGGCAUCUGUCCUGCUGACCUGCUGCCUCUAUGCCUAUCAAGCCCACGGCCCGAGCAGACAUUACAGCUGGUCCCUGCAACGGAACAGACGUGCAGUCACUUCUGUAGCCCAGGCAGGCUGCAACACACCCGCAGCCCAAACCCGAGGGGCUGCAAGGGCCCUUCCGUGA